Ricinus communis (castor bean) is the source of this 1257-nucleotide messenger RNA. Its product is annotated as G-type lectin S-receptor-like serine/threonine-protein kinase LECRK4. Gene Ontology annotation, molecular function: protein kinase activity; ATP binding. Lineage: Eukaryota; Viridiplantae; Streptophyta; Magnoliopsida; Malpighiales; Euphorbiaceae. The record is from RefSeq and is a predicted model, not a curated record. Bases 1 to 1257 code for a protein of 418 amino acids. The transcript has a single exon. Gene Ontology annotation, biological process: protein phosphorylation.
AUGAAUUAUUGUGCAAAUCCUUCAAUGAGAAAUUUUACCAUAGAAGUGAUUGAUGAUGCUGAUUUCCCUUUUGAGGGUUUCGCAGAUUUGGAUCUAGUAUUGAAUGUUGAUGUGGAGGGAUGCAAAGAAGCUCUUAUGAAUGAUUGCUAUAGCUUCGCUGCUUCCUUGGUGGAUUCUAGAUGCAACAAGAAAAGGGUGCCUCUGCUAAAUGCAAGACAAAGUACUUCUACUAAAGGAAUCAAGACAUUCGUCAAGGUACCAAUGAAGAUUAGCGGUCCAGGAAAUUCGAAAGGUAAGAAGAAAGAUGAUUUCAACGUUCGAGCUUUUCUGAAAAUUAGUCUUAUUGUUAGUGCUAUACUUGCUUUUCUAUUUGGAGACACUGCCAUCAACUAUCAUCCUGGUGCUCAAAGAUUUAUCAGAAGGCAGCACUCUUCCAAUGCAAGUACUGUUGGAAUUACCUUUCGAGAAUUCAAAUACCUGGAAUUGCAUGAAGCAACAAAUGGGUUUAAUAAAAUCCUAGGUAAAGGAUCCUCCGCUAAAGUUUACAGUGGAAUUUUAUGCUUAAGGGAUGUUCAGAUUGACAUUGCAGUAAAGAAGUUAGUGAAAGAGAUUGAAAAGAGUAAAGAGGAAUUCAGGACAGAGCUAAGGAUAGUAGGCCGGAAGUACCACAGAAAUUUACUAAGAUUGUUAGGCUUUUGUGUCGAGAACAAUCAAAGGCUUAUAGUUUACGAGCUAAUGGCCAAUGGCACACUGUCUGAUCUUCUGUUUUGGGAGGGAGAAAGGCCAAGUUGGUUUUUGAGGGCUGAAAUGUUUCUUGGAAUAGCUACAGGAUUGCUUUACUUGCGUGAAGAAUGCGAAACUCAGAUAAUUCAUUGUGACAUUAAGCCCCAAAAUGUUCUGCUCGAUGCCAACUACAAUGCUAAGAUUUCAGAUUUUGGUCUGUUCAAGCUCUUGAACAAAGACCAAACAAAAAUAGACACCAACGUAAGAGGAACAAUUGGAUAUAUGGCCCCUGAAUGGCUAAAGAAAGUACCAGUGAUAUCCAAAGUGGAUGUUUACAGUUUUUGUAUAAUGUUACUUGAAAUUUUAUGCUGCAGAAGGCACAUCGAACUAAAUCGGGUUGAAGAAGAAAGUGAAGAGGAUGAUAUUGUUUUAUCGGAUUGGCUCAGAAGUUGUAUGAUCACUGGUGAAUUAGAGAUGGUAGUGCGGCAUGAUCCUGUAGUAUUGAGUGAUUUCAAGAGGUUUGAGAGAAUGUGA